Lolium perenne is the source of this 1151-nucleotide messenger RNA. Its product is annotated as MADS-box transcription factor 7. The record is from RefSeq and is a predicted model, not a curated record. Gene Ontology annotation, molecular function: protein dimerization activity; DNA-binding transcription factor activity; RNA polymerase II transcription regulatory region sequence-specific DNA binding. Gene Ontology annotation, biological process: positive regulation of transcription by RNA polymerase II. NCBI's taxonomy places the organism in Eukaryota, Viridiplantae, Streptophyta, Magnoliopsida, Poales, Poaceae. Gene Ontology annotation, cellular component: nucleus.
AGCUGCCCCAGCUCCUCCUCCUCGCCCUUAUCUCUCUCCCCUCCCCAUCUCUCUCCCUGUUGCUUGUGGUGUGUGUAUGGUGGUGGUGGAUCUGGCUGGGUAGCUAGCUAAGCUCGAGCUCGCACGCGCGCAGCCAAGGUGGAGGAACCGGCGGCGCCAGCCAUGGGGCGGGGCAGGGUGGAGCUCAAGCGGAUCGAGAACAAGAUCAACCGCCAGGUCACCUUCGCCAAGCGCAGGAACGGGCUGCUCAAGAAGGCGUACGAGCUCUCCGUGCUAUGCGACGCCGAGGUCGCGCUCAUCGUCUUCUCCAACCGCGGGAAGCUCUACGAGUUCUGCAGCACGCAGAGCAUGACGAAGACACUGGAAAAGUAUCAGAAAUGCAGUUACGCAGGACCUGAAACAACUGUGCAGAACAGAGAAAAUGAGCAACUGAAGAACAGCCGCAAUGAGUACCUGAAACUAAAGGCACGUGUUGAUAAUUUACAGCGGACACAAAGGAAUUUGCUUGGUGAAGACCUUGAUUCAUUAGGCAUAAAGGAGCUGGAGAGCCUUGAGAAGCAACUCGAUUCAUCUUUGAAGCACAUCAGAACAACAAGGACACAAAUUAUGGUUGACCAACUGACAGAACUUCAGAGAAGGGAACAAAUGUUCUCCGAAGCAAAUAAGUGUCUUCGAAUAAAAUUGGAGGAGAGCAAUCAGGUUCAUGGGCAGCAGCUCUGGGAGCACAACAACAACUUACUCAGCUACGAACGUCAGCCCGAAGUGCAGCCACCGAUGAAUGGCGGCAACGGAUUCUUCCACCCUCUUGAUCCUGCUGGUGAACCGACCCUUCACAUAGGGUAUCCUCAAGAGUCACUGAAUGGCUCAUGCAUGACCACUUUCAUGUCCCCAUGGCUACCAUGAUAGAAGACGAAAUUGAGAAAUAAUAAGGAUAUAUGUGGCACCAGGGCAGCCGCAUAUAUGCAUGUAUACUACUUCGAGUGAUGGAAUAUUCCAAUCAAGAUUCUCACUUAUUUUGUGUGCAACUUUUGUGUGAUAAGAACAUUAAAACCUUGGUAUUUGGUGAUGACCUAUUGUGUUACUACAUGUAAAAGAUUAUAGGAGCGCUAGCUGCCUACAUUAUAUUACUUAAGCGUGUAUGUGUGAUGAAA